CUGAAUACAAGUCACGUGAUCCGCGCCCGAAUACAUAGCGUACUUGGAUACCGGAAGUGGGCUUGUCCUGUACCUGUAGUUUCCGCUGGCAUCCGGCGGUUGUUAUGGUUACCAGCAAAGCUGCUACCUGAGAGAUGGAGGACGUUCUGGAGCUGGGGGAGACCCGGAGACCGGCGGCGGUGCGGAUGGGUCGCCGGGCCCGGGCUCAGGACAUUCCGCAGGAGGACGACCUUUCCCGGGUCUCCUCGUCCAGAGAGGGUCCCCCGAAGCCGCUGAGACAGGGGGGAUGGGCGGAUGAAUCAUCCGGGAUGUCAAAAUCAGGGAAACGCGGCACAGAAGAUGUGGAAGAUCGCCUGAGGCAGCGGAGCCUGGAUGACUCUGAUGAAGGUGGAGAUAUACCAGUGAUCCCAGAUCUGGAGGAUGUGCAGGAAGAGGAUUUGGCCCUUCAGGUGGCUUCACCACCCAGUGUACAGGUGAACAGAGUCAUGACGUACAGAGACCUGGACAAUGACCUCAUGAGGCACGCAGCCUUCCAGACCCUGGAUGGAGACAUCGACCUUAAACUGCUCACCAAAGUGCUGUCUCCAGAGGCGGAGGUGCUGGAGGACGACGUGCGAUGGGACUGGGACUUGUUGUACACUGAGGUGUCCUCGGAGCUACUCACAGAAUGGGACCUGGGGACGGCUGAGAGGGAGGACGGCCUCACUGUGUGAAUCUGUGCGCACCUAAUAAAUCUUUUAUAGAAAACAA
This is a messenger RNA of Hyla sarda, 750 nucleotides long. It is a transcript of the gene IFT43, whose product is annotated as intraflagellar transport 43. The transcript is spliced from 9 exons. Lineage: Eukaryota; Metazoa; Chordata; Amphibia; Anura; Hylidae. The record is from RefSeq and is a predicted model, not a curated record. Bases 135 to 713 code for a protein of 192 amino acids. Gene Ontology annotation, cellular component: intraciliary transport particle A; cilium. Gene Ontology annotation, biological process: intraciliary retrograde transport.